CCCAUCUGGCUCUCCCUUGUGGAAAUAGUUAGUAAUUGCAUCCCGGUGUGUCGCAGCGAUUCGCGCAUUCUUAUAACGUCAUCAACCUCAGACGCACAAGAAAGGCAAAGCCGCAGCAAUAAUGCUUUUCUACUCGUUUUUCAAAUCGCUGGUGGGGAAGGACGUGGUGGUGGAGCUAAAAAACGACCUGAGCAUCUGUGGAACGCUUCAUUCUGUUGACCAGUACCUGAACAUCAAGUUGACAGACAUCAGUGUCACAGACCCAGAGAAAUAUCCACACAUGCUGUCUGUGAAAAAUUGUUUCAUCCGUGGAUCGGUGGUGCGAUACGUUCAGCUGCCGGCAGAUGAAGUGGACACUCAGCUGCUGCAGGACGCAGCGCGAAAAGAAGCCAUGCAGCAGAAGCAAUGAUCAGCCAUGGGAUGGGGGUCGGGGGUGGGGGCUUUGUAAUUGUGGAUGAUGACUAGUUAAAGUUUUUGGGUUGAUUUUUAUUUUAAAGACGGGCUGCUCAGCUCAGGCUAUGAGCAGUGUUGGUAAUUAGGCUCUACUUUGUCACAGAAAACGUAAACACAUUCCUGACAGUAUGAUCAAUGGCAGUUAAGGGUCUUCAGUUGAGCCUGUUUGUUUGGUUUUUGGAUGAAAAAAAUCCAGUUAAAUGUAAAUUUGAGUUUAGAGAGAAUGAGUAAACUCUGCUGUGGUGAUUAUGUUGACUAUGACUUGUUAAAAAAAAAAAAAAGACUUUUUUUUUAAUGCCAUUUGGAAAUAAAAGUUAUUUAUAUUUUGA
This is a messenger RNA of Melanotaenia boesemani (Boeseman's rainbowfish), 782 nucleotides long. It is a transcript of the gene lsm2, whose product is annotated as smx5. NCBI's taxonomy places the organism in Eukaryota, Metazoa, Chordata, Actinopteri, Atheriniformes, Melanotaeniidae. Bases 122 to 409 code for a protein of 95 amino acids. Gene Ontology annotation, molecular function: RNA binding. The transcript is spliced from 5 exons. Gene Ontology annotation, biological process: mRNA splicing, via spliceosome. Gene Ontology annotation, cellular component: precatalytic spliceosome; U4/U6 x U5 tri-snRNP complex; catalytic step 2 spliceosome. The record is from RefSeq and is a predicted model, not a curated record.